Magnolia sinica is the source of this 729-nucleotide messenger RNA. RefSeq names its product dirigent protein 21-like. Lineage: Eukaryota; Viridiplantae; Streptophyta; Magnoliopsida; Magnoliales; Magnoliaceae. The transcript has a single exon. The record is from RefSeq and is a predicted model, not a curated record. The coding region runs from base 24 to 599 and encodes 191 amino acids.
UUCCAUCUUACGUACGUGUUAACAUGGCUGGCCUUCUUUCCAAAUUCCAUUCUGCAUUUAUCAUCUUCUUCUUUCUUUUCGUGGUCGCCUUUUCUACAAAGCCCCAACCGCCAUCUGAGAUCCCGCGACCUGCAUUUGGGUUCGGAAAAGAGAAGAUGACCCAUCUACGGUUCUACUUCCACGACAUUGUUAGCGGUCCCAAUCCAACAGCCGUGCUGGUGGCAGCCGCGUCGUCCACAAAUAAAUCACGUACGGGCUUUGGUGGUGUGUCGAUAAUCGACGACCCGUUGACAGAAGGUCCAGACCCGAAGUCUAAGCUCCUAGGAAGAGCUCAGGGGCUCUACGCUUCGGCGUCGCAGGAGGAAGUCGGCCUGUUAAUGGCCUUGAAUUUUGUAUUCGUGGACGGGAAGUAUAAUCAGAGUAUAGUCAGUAUACUCGGGAGGAAUUCGGGUGUAUCGAAGGUGAGGGAAAUGCCAGUGGUGGGAGGGAGUGGGAUUUUUCGCUUUGCUCGUGGGUAUGCCAAGGCCCGCACCCAUACCUUCAAUGUUACGUCUGGCAAUGCUGUCGUAGAGUAUAGCGUUUAUGUCAUGCACUACUAAAGGCUUUUUACUUUUUCUUUUUACCUUAGUAAAUGAUAUUGAUACCCCAUAAUAUUCAUAAAUGCACCUUUUUUUUUUCAUGGACUAUAAAGAAGGGGUGUUUGUAAUAAAAGCAGGAAAAAUCUAUUUG